Vigna angularis (adzuki bean) is the source of this 1701-nucleotide messenger RNA. RefSeq names its product glucan endo-1,3-beta-glucosidase 5. Gene Ontology annotation, biological process: carbohydrate metabolic process. Gene Ontology annotation, molecular function: hydrolase activity, hydrolyzing O-glycosyl compounds. Lineage: Eukaryota; Viridiplantae; Streptophyta; Magnoliopsida; Fabales; Fabaceae. Gene Ontology annotation, cellular component: plasma membrane. The transcript has 2 exons. Bases 75 to 1565 code for a protein of 496 amino acids. The record is from RefSeq and is a predicted model, not a curated record.
CCAUUCUACUCAGAAUAAUCAUCUUCAUAUAGGUGAGUGUUGGGACAAAGGGUAUUCAGAAAAGCAUAGGUAGCAUGGGAUUCAAACAUUUUAGUAGGUGUUUUUUGUUAGCACUAUGCAUUCUAAGCCAAGGUUUGGUAAUGGGUGCUCAUGGCUUUGCUUGCAACUGGGGAACGCGUUUAACACAUCCUCUUCCACCUCAAAUAACUGUGAAACUUAUGAGAGACAAUGGAUUCAAGCAAGUGAAGCUAUUUGAGGCUGAUCCUGCUGCUUUGAAGGCUCUUGGAAAUUCUGGCAUUCAAGUAAUGGUUGGCAUACCAAACGACCUCUUAGCUACCCUUGCUGCCAGUGUCGAUGCUGCCAUUGCAUGGGUUAACCAAAACGUAUCCAACUACAUAUCCAAAAAUGGGGUUGAUAUAAGGUACGUUGCUGUGGGAAAUGAAGCAUUUCUGAAAACAUACAAUGGUCGGUUUGUGAAUUCAACUUUUCCAGCAAUCCAGAACAUUCAAGCAGCCCUUAUAAAAGCAGGAUUAGGCAGGCAAGUGAAGGUGACAACCCCUUUAAACGCAGAUGUGUAUCAAAGUGACAGUGGUCUUCCAUCAGGGGGAAACUUCAGGCCAGAUAUUCAUGACCAAAUGAUCUCCAUAAUAAAGUUCCUGAGCCAAAAUGGUGGCCCUCUAACCUUCAACAUCUACCCAUUCCUCAGCCUUGAUGCUGAUCCUCACUUCCCAAAAGAGUUUGCGUUCUUUGAUGGCUCAGCUGCCCCUGUGGUUGAUGGCUCCAUAACUUACACCAAUGUGUUUGAUGCAAACUAUGACACACUCAUCACAGCACUUGAGAAGAAUGGUUUUGGCCAAAUGCCUGUCAUAAUUGGAGAGGUUGGGUGGCCAACAGAUGGAACAGCCAGUGCCAACAUAAAGAAUGCUCAAAGGUUCAACCAAGGCCUAAUCGAUCGCAUUGUGAAAAGGCAAGGAAGUCCCAAAAGACCAACCCCACCUGAUAUCUACUUGUUUGGAUUCAUCGAUGAGGAUGCCAAGAGCAUUGAGCCUGGCCCUUUUGAAAGGCACUGGGGUGUCUUCAACUUUGAUGGUUCCAUCAAAUACCCCUUAAAUCUUGGUGGCGGAAAACAGCUAGUUGCUGCAAGAGGGGUCAGGUAUUUGCCGAAACAAUGGUGCGUGAUGUCAACUCAAGCAAAUGUUCAAGACCCUACUGCUUUUUCUGAAAGCAUGAGCAAAGCAUGCACAUAUGCUGAUUGCACACCUCUCUCUCCCGGAGGAUCUUGCAGUGGAUUAGACAUAAGAGGCAAUGCUUCGUAUGCUUUCAACAUGUACUAUCAGACCAUGGAUCAACGCAAAGGUUCAUGCAAUUUCAAUGGUCUCUCUGUCAUCACUAACAUCAACCCUUCACCCCCUCAAAGUUCUUGUCAGUUCAAGAUCAUGAUCGAUCUGGGGAAGCAUGAAAAGAAGUCCACUACUCCUUCCGAUGCACCAAAAAUUAAACUCAACUCAAUGCUCAUGCUCCUGUCAAGCUUCAUUUUCACCAUGUUCUUGCUGCUUCGUGUAUAGGUUUUUUUAUUGCUCUUCUGCAGAGAUUCACCACUUCACGCCACCAAUUUUUUUCUUUAUUCAUUCUGUGUCUGUAUUAUAUCACUUUCGAGUAGAUUUUCAGUCUCGUACAUGAUCAAUGAAUGAAUAAAAUUGA